This is a messenger RNA of Leucoraja erinaceus (little skate), 471 nucleotides long. RefSeq names its product tropomyosin-1, isoforms 33/34-like. The transcript is spliced from 2 exons. The coding region runs from base 12 to 335 and encodes 107 amino acids. The record is from RefSeq and is a predicted model, not a curated record. Lineage: Eukaryota; Metazoa; Chordata; Chondrichthyes; Rajiformes; Rajidae.
UCCACCAUCAGAUGGAGGACUUCCACCAUCAGAUGGAGGACCUCUACCAUCAGAUGGAGGACCUCUACCAUCAGAUGGAGGACCUCUACCAUCAGAUGGAGGACCUCUACCAUCUGGAGGAGGACCUCCACCAUCCGAUGGAGGACUUCCACCAGCCAAUGGAAAAUGGAAGACCUCCACCAUCAGAUGAAGGACUUCCACCAUCAGAUGGAGAUUCUCUACCAUCAGAUGAAGGACUUCCACCAUCAGAUGGAGAAUCUCUACCAUCAGAUGGAGGACCUCCACCAUCAGAUGGAGGACCUCUACCGUCUGGAGCAGGACCUUGCUACAUCUGAAGCCAUGCCUUUUUGUUGAUGGGAUGGCGAUAACGAAGAAACCAACCAAACGUGUACUGUCCAUCCCUAGUGGGUGGUGUGGCAGAAGCUUAAAAAAAAAAAGAAUCCCGGGUCACAUUUUUGGCUCCCGUUUCUG